This is a messenger RNA of Magallana angulata, 1985 nucleotides long. Its product is annotated as serine/threonine-protein kinase PRP4 homolog. The transcript has 9 exons. The record is from RefSeq and is a predicted model, not a curated record. NCBI's taxonomy places the organism in Eukaryota, Metazoa, Mollusca, Bivalvia, Ostreida, Ostreidae. Bases 219 to 1877 code for a protein of 552 amino acids.
UUGUUUCACAACAGAGACUGGAAAAUUUAUUUAUUAAUCCAUGUGAAUCGAAAUUAAUAAAUGUUGCCGUUGUGAAAAACACAACAUUGCAGAGGCAUGGACGGGAAAAAAUAAUCAGAAAGCAUGACAUAGAUAGAAAAGUUGCAUGUUUGCCUUAUGAUGGGAAAUAUGUGCUGUUUCCUUUGCUGCAUGGAAUUGAAAGGCAAUAUUAGGAUAAGAUGGACAAGAAGUGGGUAAGAGCUGUGUGGAGAGAGGAUGAAAAAGAGAUGGAGCUUGCCAUACCCAGUGUAUGGGUUGAAGGAAAUCGCAUAAGAUGGCCAAAUACAUCAAAUGCAAAAUCUGCACUCAAAGAAUGCAAGAAACCUGCUGACAAAUGGCUUUCAUUUGAUCUGAUAAAGAUCAAGUUUUCAUCAGACGACUAUCGAGAAUGUGAGGACUAUGAUGAGACGACAGCGGUGGAAUCUGAGUGUGACUCAGAACCAGUAAUGAAAAGGAAACCAAAAAAGAAGGUCAUGAGUGACUUUAUUAUGGAUUCUGCUGAAGACAAUUCAUCAAUAAAAAUGCAGAAGAAGUUACCUGUAGCAGCACCAGUUAUGCCGCCAAAACCACCCCAAAAAAUCUCUUCUAAAAAAAACCAAGACCAGUCAUCACUUCAGUCGUCCAGGUCUCGAUCACCUUCACCUUCUACUAGAGAUGAAAUGGAAACCAGACGUAGCAGGUCUAUUACACCAAGCAAGUCCUGGGCUAGUUCAAACAGUCGGGAGAGCUCGAUGAAUAGGUCGAUGUCACCAAGAAGUCCCAUUCGCUCAACACAAAGGUCCAGAAUUUCAACAUCCAGAAGUCCAAUUCGCUCAACACAAAGGCCCAGAAUUUCAACAUCCAGAAGUCCAAUUCGCUCAACACAAAGGCCCAGAAUUUCAACAUCCAGAAGUCCAAUUCGCUCAACACAAAGGUCCAGAAUUUCAACAUCCAGAAGUCCAAUUCGCUCAACACAAAGGCCCAGAAUUUCAACAUCCAGAAGUCCAAUUCGCUCAACACAAAGGCCCAGAAUUUCAACACCCAGAAGUCCAAUUCGCUCAACACAAAGGCCAAGAAUUUCAACAUCCAGAAGUCCAAUUCGCUCAACACAAAGGUCACGAAUCUCAAGGUCCAGGAGUCCUGUUCACUCUUUGAACAGCUCAAGAUUUUCAAGAUCAAAAAGCAGAGACAGGCAUCACAAUAGGUCAAGGCACUCUAUGUCACAAAGCAGUGAAAGGUCAACCCUGAGAAGAGAAAGCCCAAAAAGACUUAACAAAGGAUCUGAACAUUCCAGGAGCUAUGAUAGGCCUUGUAGCAGGUUAAGUGUAGAGAGCACCCCAACACUUCCAUCUCUUUCUAAGCGAAAGCAGCAUCAGUCCUCAACAGACUCCUUUCCCAUGACCGAAGAAAGAUUUCAGAGAAGAGUCCUCUACCUUCUUGUUGAAAUAAGAGACCUUCUUAAGAGUCCAGUAACAACAGCUUCAAAUACAGAAGACGUUGAUCUUGUUACCAUAGACUCAGAAGAAGGAUUUGAAGCCUUAGACAGAAGACUUGAAAACAGGGACUUUAAAGCCAGCUUUAAAUUCUUGCUUCAAAAGAUUGGAGGUACAGAUGGUACUGACCACAUGAAGAAAGCAAUGUUAAGAACUAUGACAAACUCGUACAUGGCUGGUCUAAACAUGAAGGGAAAACGGGGAAAGAAAGCUUUUGGUUCCUCCCAACUCUACCUCCUUAUAAAAGAAACUGUAUUGACAUCUCAUACACAGUAUACAGAAUCAAAAUUCAAUGAAGAUUUGGCUAAAUUCCUAAAAUAUGCCCCGGAGCGUGUGGGAGGAGGUGGAAGAAGGAGAAGAGAUUGACUGUUUUUCACGUUCACUUGACCAGAACUAAUGAUUUUACUCUUUUUCAUCUUCUUAAACUAAUGUUUUUGUGAAAAGCUGGCUACAGAGGUGAGCUAGGUUAUUCAU